Molecule: messenger RNA, 1029 nt
Organism: Ostrea edulis (European flat oyster)
Lineage: Eukaryota; Metazoa; Mollusca; Bivalvia; Ostreida; Ostreidae
Exons: 7
Coding region: 140-919 (259 amino acids)
Biological process (GO): homophilic cell-cell adhesion
Cellular component (GO): membrane
Molecular function (GO): calcium ion binding
Source: RefSeq, a predicted model, not a curated record
UUUUAUUUUCUUAGAAUUUAGCUUUCUGGCAACUUCUCCAGAGUACACAUUUCCAUUUUGUGGCACUGUAAAGAGAUGGAAAGUCCUAUUUGUUGGUGAUGGAACGUUGUGGCUGCAAGUCUGGCGACCUCAAAAAGCUAUGUCCUAUAGGCUAAUUCAAGAAACAACAUUUUACGCCAUCGAAGCACCUACGAUGCAACAACUGACUUCAAUUACAAGCCCGGAAAUAAUGCACUUUGUCAAAGGAGAUGUCAUUGGAUGGAAAUGCAAACAAAAUGUAAACAUACCAUUCCGGAUAGGUCCAGUGAUUGCACGAGGGCGCGGAUUCUGGAAAAGAUGGACGUCUCACAGAAAGAGGGCUAUCGUUGACUGGGGACAGGGGGAAUUUCUAUAUGGAAGACAAUAUGCCAUAUCUGCUGUUAUAUCUGAAAACACUCCUCCUUUCUUUGUGAGGGAUGGCAUUUCAGUUACCUCAUACCAGGUUACCAUUGGUGACACUACGACCAUUUACAGUCCAGUCCUUGCAGUAUCUGUCAAAGACAGAGAUGACAACAGAACAUUGAGAGUAGUUAUGGAAACAAAAUCUAUCUAUUUUGUUUUCAAUGAUUCAUCAAAUAACAUUCUUACUGCAAAGUUGUUGAAAAUUGGACACUUCACCCUGAAAAUAAAAGCUGUUGACUCCUGUGGCAAAUCAGCAGCAGUUCCUGUCUUUGUUACAGUUGUUGAAAGUAACCCUACAACCACACAGGAGACAUUUUUGGGCAAACCAGUCAUUGUUUGGAAAGUAGGCUUGCCCUUGUCUCUUGGUUUGACUCUAAUUUGCCUUGGAAGCUUGUUAGUGUGUUCCUGCAUUCGAUGGAGAAAAGAAACCACCUUCCAAGAUGCCUUUACACAUGAACAAAAUGUGUGUAACUACUAACAGAAAAGUUAUCAACACUGCUUCUAUGUACAGAUAAUUUUAUUUUCUUUAAAAAAAUUGUAAAUAGAAUCAUGAUUGUAUAUAUUACAAUACACCUUUAAAAUAAUAUA